AAACAGAUCCUAAAGCGCCAAGGGCAGGGAAGCCGACACAGACACAGAGGGCGAGGUUCGUCGUACGCCGGCUUUUCUUUCUCGCUCCGACAGAAAGAGAGUGCAGCCAAGGGAAUAGGAGGAAGAACAAUAUAUUUGAGCUGAAGUAAUUGGCUGUUGGGAUUUCGCGUAUAGAAGACGCGAAGGGCCAAUAGGGGGGAGCCGGGAGAGAGAGAGAAGGGGGGGGGGGGGUGCUUUGUAGUUAGAAUCAGAUCAUAAUAAUGGCGUAUAGAAGGAGGCAGCAGGGGUUGAUGUCGAGGCAUUCGGACAUUGUAGUGGAUGAGGGUGGUGAUGAUGAUGAUGAAGGAGAAGAAGAGGAAGGAGAAGGAGAAAGAGAAGCUAGACAUGGAAUUCGGAAGCCUCAGCCUCAUCGGGAUUCCUCGUCGCUUGCAGCCAAGGCCAUAAGAGCGUCUUCUGCCUACCGGGACUCCUCUCUCUCCUCUGCUUAUGGCCACUCUUCCCGCUCUCCCAACCCCGCACCCACAUCUUCUUCUCCCUCCGUCUCCCUCCAGGAUUCAAGGCCAUCUGAGUAUACAUCGAUGAAAAGUUUGAAUGAAUCCAAACAUGGAUUUUGGGGUGCUCUGGCUAGAAAAGCUAAAGCAAUUCUUGACGAGGAUAGUGUACCCCAACAAAUUCAAACACCUGAAAGUAUAAGGCCACACGUGCCUGGUACAACACCAACGGGCAAGGUGGGAUAUCAAGAUUUUACGCCAAAGUACCAAAAUUCGAGUCACUCAGAUGAGAGACGUCAAAAAAUAGAAACUCCUAAAUUUCAGAAGGGGUUGGGUGCCAUUGCAUCUUCUCUUAAUUACAUUGGUGGCACCAUUGGUAAUGCCUUAGAGGAGGGUAUGACAAUUGUGGAGAGUCGGACUGCAGACAUCAUUCAAGAAACUCGUAAGCAUAUCAGGAAGAAGCCCGGUGGUUAUGAAGUGCAGAAUGAGGCAUCAAAUCAUUCUAGUACAUGGCAACAUCCACAAAUGCAAUCCCAUAUACAAACCGACCAAGAACUUCAGCUGAAGGCAUCUCGCGACGUUGCAAUGGCAAUGGCUGCAAAAGCGAAGCUACUUCUUCGGGAGUUGAAGACUGUCAAAGCAGAUCUGGCUUUUGCAAAGGAGCGAUGUGCUCAGCUGGAGGAAGAAAAUAAAAUUCUUCGGGAGAAUCGUGAAAGGGGAAGGAGUCUAGAAGAUGAUGAUUUAAUUCGGCUUCAACUUGAAACACUUUUGGCAGAGAAAGCAAGAUUGGCACAUGAAAACUCAAUAUAUGCGCGAGAGAAUCGCUUUCUGAGAGAGGUGGUUGAAUACCACCAGCUCACAAUGCAGGAUGUUGUAUACUUGGAUGAGGGCAGUGAAGAGGUCACUGAAGUCUAUCCCGUCAUGGUUCCCCCAGGUUCAAAUCUAAACUCUGUUUCCUCAGCAUCAUCUCCACAACUAUCCUCUGCACUUCCUUCUGGGGCUCUCCGCAAGUGAUGGAAUACAUUCCUCCUCCACAUCAUAGCCGGGCGUGUAUUAUCAUCAUAACUAAACUAAGCUCUUAAAGCCCAAUCACCACGUCAAAAAAUACAUGAAGACAUUAUUACAGCUAUGCUUUUUGAUUGGAGAUGUCGUAUUCUAUGUUUUGGACAGAGAUUCAAAUGUAACGAUAUGAGUUAUAUUGCUUUGAUUUGUUGUUCUUAUAAUUAUUGUUAUUAUUAACCUUA
This is a messenger RNA of Carya illinoinensis, 1735 nucleotides long. RefSeq lists its product as uncharacterized. NCBI's taxonomy places the organism in Eukaryota, Viridiplantae, Streptophyta, Magnoliopsida, Fagales, Juglandaceae. The record is from RefSeq and is a predicted model, not a curated record. The transcript has 6 exons. The coding region runs from base 261 to 1505 and encodes 414 amino acids.